UGCCCGGCCGCCGUCGGGGCCGCCGGGGUCGGAGGUCGCGGCGGCGUGGUUACCCGGAAACUGCCGCGGCCCAGUGCCGGAGCCGGAGCGGCGGCGUCUGGGGCGGAGGCGACGGCCGCGGCCUGGGCCUGGGCCUGUCAGCGUCCCGGGCUCCCGGAGCGGAACGCGGAGGGACAGCCAGGAGCGGGCCGGGGGAGAAUGGUGCAGAGCGGCCCGGAGCCCGCGCCCGCCCCGCUGCCGCCGCCGCCGCUGCUGCUGCUGCUGCGUGUGAGCGCGGCCCGUUAGCGGCGCCUCCCCGCUCCCGCCCGGCCCAGGGCGGCCGGGCCAGCCCGCGGAGGACAUCCUCAGAGGGAAGAUCGUACGCCCCCUGAAGAGCCUCGCCCCUCCGGACCUGGUCCCUGCUUCGUCUCAGAGGUGGAACUAAUGAGAAUAAUGUUUAACAUCAAUCCCUUGGAGAACCUGAAGGCUCAUAUUAGCAGCCGGCCUCCACUGGUUGUCUUUAUGGUCAGUGUGAGUGCCAUGGCCAUCGCUUUCUUGACCCUGGGAUAUUUCUUUAAAAUAAAGGAGAUCAAGUCACCCGAAAUGGCAGAGGAUUGGAAUACUUUUCUUCUGAGGUUCAAUGACUUGGACUUGUGUGUCUCGGAGAACGAAACCUUAAAGCAUCUUCUGAAUGACACUGCCACCUCGGAGACUGCAGUGACCAGCGGGCAGGCCCGGUCAGCCACCCAGGCACCUCAGGCCCUCGAUGACUCUGGCCCCACGAACAUUUCUGUUGCCAUCACCCUGACCCUGGACCCACUGAAGCCCUUUGGAGGGUACUCCCGCAAUGUCACUCACCUGUAUUCCACCAUUUUGGGCCACCAGAUUGGCCUUUCAGGGAGAGAGGCCCACGAGGAGAUCAACAUCACCUUCACCCUGCCUGCGGCCUGGAAUUCCGAGGACUGUGUUCUCCACGGCCAUUGUGAGCAGGUGGUUUUCACCUCCUGCAUGACGGUCACGGCUGCCACCAGCGUGUUUCCUGUUACCGUACAACCGCCGCAUUGCAUCCCUGAGACCUACAGCAACGCCACGCUCUGGUACAAAGUCUUCACCACCGCUAGGGAUGCAAAUACUAAAUACGCGCAAGACUAUAAUCCUUUCUGGUGUUACAAAGGGGCCAUCGGCAAGGUCUACCAUACUUUGAACCCCAAGCUCACCGUCAUCGUGCCAGAUGAUGAUCGGUCCUUGAUCAACCUCCACCUCAUGCACACCAGCUAUUUCCUCUUUGUGAUGGUGAUCACAAUGUUCUGCUACGCCGUCAUCAAGGGCAGACCAAGCAAACUGCGACAGAACAAUUCCGAAUUCUGCCCAGAAAAGGUGGCUUUGGCUGAAGCUUAGUCCCAAGGAGGGACCGAAAGAACCGCAAUCGUUGCCUGCUGAGCCCGGCCUGGAUCUGGACACUCUGUGAAUAUAUUAUCUGGCAAUGUUGGGUUAUUCCAACCAAAGACAUUUCAAGUGCCUGUUCAUUGAUUUGUGAUUUGUACAUAUUUAUAAAAGAAAAAAAAUAUAUUCAGAAACUGGUCGGAUGAUGCACUCGCUCCGCACUGGGGUGCGACCAGAACCUUUCAAUCUUUCCCCUGUGGACUUCGCCCAUGUUUGUGUAAAUAUGUUAACAGCGUGGCUCCAUCAGUCAGAGUGGAACGCCACGGCCCGGCGGCAUUGGAGCCCGCCCGAUGCCUUUGCGAACGUCUCAAAGCAAACAGAUUCAUCCGACCUUGGGUUUGGUUUUUGUUUUAGCCCCAAAGUAGCCUGUGUGCACCCUGGAUAUGGGACAUCACCUUUCCAAAACCGCUGAUCCAGGCCUGGCCUGGCUUAAUAAGGGCAGGAACAACAAUAAUGAUACCUGUUCUCCACUUUGCUCUUUGCUUGCAAGAAAAGCUAUCCAACUUUCUAGGAUUCUUUCUUUCUUUUUUUGGAAGAAGAAAAAUUAAAAUCCACAUUCACAUUUUAAUACUGCAGUAGUUAGGACAAACUUACGCUUUUAUCCUGAGCAAAACAGAUAUUUAAAAGAUGAAUCCAUUUCGAAAUCAUCCCCACUUUAAGUGCUAAGUUUCAUUUUGUGUGGACUGUGGAAAACCACGGGCUCGGUGGCGGGAUGCUUCCCAGUCGCUCUUCCUUCCUCCCUUGGCUUUUUUCUUCUUUAAAAUGGAAAAAGCAGCUUGCUUGCGCCAAGGGACUGAGCCAUGUCUCCCUCUGGUCUAAAGGGCGGAGGGGGCUUCCGGGAGCCUGCACAGCCCUGAAGAUAGCGAGCUCCAGGAGCGGCUAGUGAUACCGACAGCCAUGUUUGUGGAAUCUGGAGAGGAGGCCCCGCCAAAGCCAGACGCGUCUUGGUUCUCCUGUGACCCACUCGGCUCAUUUCUUCCCUUGAUUUCCCUUCUUUUUUAAGAAUUUGUAUUUUCUAAUCCCCUCCUCUUAAGUUUCCUCCUCAUCUGCGAGAAGAGAAAGCAUUUUGUAACUUCCCCACACAUCGGAAAUGGGGUGCCUUGAUGACCAUCAUUAAGGACCUUUUACAUCAGUCUUUUGGUUUAUGUUGCAGAGUUUAUCAAGUUAAAGCCUUCAGAAUAGCAGUCACGUUCUUUCCUUUCACUGGGGAUCCUCAGGCAUCGCUCCUCUGGCCCGGAGACCUGAGACCCCAGAAUCCCCCAGAUGGACAGCUGCUCUGGGUCUUUUCCCAGAAGACUGUGAGAUAGGCCACUGCAGGGACCUGGCGUUUCAGUGUUUCUCUUGGUACAUUUCAAGCACAAUAAUCAUAUUUUUCUGAUAGACAA
Messenger RNA from Sarcophilus harrisii (Tasmanian devil), 2807 nucleotides. RefSeq names its product transmembrane protein 248 (gene TMEM248). The coding region runs from base 424 to 1377 and encodes 317 amino acids. The transcript is spliced from 8 exons. NCBI's taxonomy places the organism in Eukaryota, Metazoa, Chordata, Mammalia, Dasyuromorphia, Dasyuridae. The record is from RefSeq and is a predicted model, not a curated record.